Messenger RNA from Sardina pilchardus (European sardine), 1333 nucleotides. RefSeq lists its product as uncharacterized. The record is from RefSeq and is a predicted model, not a curated record. Gene Ontology annotation, molecular function: cytokine activity. Lineage: Eukaryota; Metazoa; Chordata; Actinopteri; Clupeiformes; Clupeidae. The transcript has 7 exons. The coding region runs from base 16 to 975 and encodes 319 amino acids. Gene Ontology annotation, biological process: inflammatory response; immune response.
GUGAGCUACAGUAACAUGGAGCUGCAGACACCAGUUAGCGGUGGCGUUGGCAUACUUCACAGAGUCAGAGACGGGAAGCAUCACUAUGAAGUGGACACUGUUUUUAAUGAGAACAGAGAGUUCUUCACAAGACAAGGAGAUCAGCUCUUGAAGAUUAAUGACUUGGACAUGCAAGAUUUAACUCCAAGAGAGUUUGCAGAGCUGUUGUCUUCAGGCAAUCCUAUGCUGAGAAUCCACCAUGCUGGGGUGGAGCAUCCUAAGAAAGCUCCUGAGAAAACAGGAGACUUCUGGUCUGUCUUUAAGGAGGACACAGUCCUGACCUUCUCCAUGGACAUGGCCGUGGAGCCAGACUUGCAGGGAGAGAGCGAUGGCUGUGACCAGGAUGAGCUGGAGGUUGGUCUGCUGGUGGAGCUGUUGGGCCCCUGCGUGGAGAUGGUGUUGGGUCGGGGGUGUGGACAUGGCGAGAGCUGCCAGGCCUGUGUAGUAGUGAUGUCCAAGGCUGCCCGGGUUGAAGCUGUAAAACCCUGUGAUUUAAAAAAAAACAACGAAGUCAAUAACAAGGCCAUCCGGAGCUUACAUCAAGGGUUUCUAAGUCACCAAACAAACAAGGCUAUUUUGAAGAGAAGAAAAGAAAAUAUAACCAUUUACUACUACGAGUCAAUAGACAGCUCAGAUAAAGGAAUUCCGGUUGUGUUGAACUUUACGGGCACUAAGAAGUUCCUGCAAUGCUCCAGAACUGAUGAUGGUGUACAUUUGAGUGUUGUGGAAUGCAAGACAGACCUGGAGUUUAUCUGUAAGGGCGAUAAUGAGAUGGCAUUUGUCUUCUUCAUGAUAGCGAACACAAGUGAAGAGCAUACUUUUGAGUCAGCAAACUGUGAGGGGAUGUUUGUUAAAGCCACUUCAGAGCACACAGUGGAUGCAGCAGAGAAAGUAGAGCCAAUGGACUCAUUGUACUUCUUAAUUAUGAACGUCUAAAUGCUAAAAAAAGGAGGAUACUAAAAGAGGAGUACUUAAAAACAUACUCAUGAAUAUUUGCUAUUAACAAGGCUAUAGAAAAUGUGCCGUACAUGCAGUUGCCAGUCAAAGCUGAAUUGUACAGCUUACAACAUCGUCUUCCUUUUAACUUAUUUUAUUUCAGCACUCAAUUAAUCACCAGUCAGAAACAAGAGUAAGCUCUUUAUUUAUGGAUGUACGCAUCAUUUGAAAGCUUCUGACAUCUUUCAGUUAUAAACACAUUACCAUUGUUGUUAUAUUAACUUCAUAGAUUACUUUCUUUUACUUUAUUAAUUUCACCAUGUUUCUCAAUAUUUGACAAUGUGCCUUUAUUAUUCAA